GAUGCCCCUGCCUCAAGCCCGCAAUGAUCUCAGUGGUGGAAAUGUUGGACACGGGGAGGGUCGACUUUCAAAUGACAUUGACGCUAUGUAGAUGAGAGCGGGGAUUUGUGCUCCGUGGAACAUCUCUGGCCGCUGAAGUUAGACGGUGCUGCGAGGUGAAGCUGCUCCCUUUUCGCUGCGUUGUUUCCCGGCUCUGCUCUGCUCUGCUCUCUCCUUCAGCACCACCAAGCUAACGGACAGCACCACUCAUACCUGCUUCCUGCAAACUCACCUUUCCCCUCCGGAUCAUAGUUUGGUUUUGCUUCUCUAUCUUCAAAUGGAAAAUAUUUUAUUUGGUCUGCUCCGGGAGAAUCUGUAAGGACACUACUUUUAGAUGAACGCACGGAUACUAUACCAUCGCCCACAAUUCAGUCUGGCAUUGCAGUUUGAUUGUUCGCUUUCCCAACUGGCUCGGUGUUCCCGCUCCUUCUCCUGAUUUCCUGCCCAUCUAACCGUCCCUUGUCUGGGUAAAGAACCGCGAAGCUGCUGUCUACGUGGACCGGUGGGGUUAACAUCUUCCGUCCGCCUGCCAGCCUUGCCAGAAAAUCUAAACAGAGAGACAGAGACAUGGCGACGAAUGGUACCAGAGCCUCGGAUGGACACGUUCUAACGGAGGUGAAUGCGGAGCCUAACGACAAACCCAAAACCUUGGUCGUCAAAGUUCAGAAAAAGGAACUUCCCGAAAGAGAAAACUGGACUGGAAAAUUUGACUUUCUCCUGUCUUGCGUCGGGUACGCAAUUGGACUUGGAAAUGUCUGGAGAUUUCCUUAUCUAUGUGGGAAGAACGGAGGAGGGGCCUUCUUGAUUCCCUACUUUUUGACGCUCAUAUUUGCUGGUAUGCCCCUGUUUCUGCUCGAAACGUCCCUCGGUCAGUACACGUCGAUUGGAGGGCUUGGGGUGUGGAAACUGGCUCCCAUGUUCAAAGGUGUUGGUCUGGCUGCUGCAGUGCUUUCUUUCUGGCUAAACAUCUACUAUAUUGUUAUCAUUGCCUGGGCCAUUUACUAUCUGUGGUCCUCCUUUACUAGUGAGCUACCAUGGCAAUCAUGUGGAAAUUCUUGGAACACAGAACGCUGUUACACCAACUACAGCAUCUUGAACGCUGCCAACCUCACCAGCGCCGUUCAGGAAUUCUGGGAACGUAACAUGCACCAGUUGACAGACGGUCUGGAGAAGCCUGGGGAGAUCAGAGCGCCUCUGGCCAUCACGCUGGCCAUCGCCUGGGUCCUCGUCUAUUUCUGUAUCUGGAAAGGUGUCGCCUGGACCGGGAAGGUGGUGUACUUCUCAGCAACGUACCCCUACUUCAUGCUCUUCAUCCUCUUCUGCCGCGGCAUCACUCUCCCCGGAGCCAUCGAUGGAAUCCUCUUCUAUAUCACGCCCAACUUUGAAAAGCUCAAAGAAUCAGAGGUGUGGUUGGAUGCUGCCACUCAGAUCUUUUUUUCUUAUGGGCUGGGUCUGGGAUCACUGAUCGCUCUGGGAAGCUACAACCCCUUCAAUAAUAAUGUUUACAGAGAUUCUGUCAUUGUGUGCUGCAUCAACUCGUUCACCAGCAUGUUCGCUGGCUUGGUCAUCUUCUCCAUUGUGGGCUUCAUGGCCAACGUGACUAAGAGACCUAUAAUAGAAGUAGCAGCCUCAGGUCCAGGCUUGGCGUUCUUGGCCUACCCAGAGGCAGUAACCCAGCUGCCGAUCUCUCCUCUUUGGGCGAUACUGUUCUUCUCUAUGCUGCUGAUGCUGGGAAUCGACAGUCAGUUCUGCACGGUGGAGGGGUUCAUCACUGCGUUGGUGGAUGAGUUCCCCAGGGCUCUGAGAGGAAGAAGAGAACUCUUCAUCGCUGCCGUCUGCCUGGUGUCUUAUAUCAUCGGCCUGUCCAACAUCACACAGGGUGGGCUUUAUGUGUUCAAGCUGUUUGACUACUACUCUGCCAGCGGAAUGUGCCUGCUCUUCCUGGUUUUCUUCGAGUGCGUCUCCAUAUCCUGGUUCUACGGUGCCGAUAAGUUCCUUGCCAACAUUGAGGAGAUGAUUGGCCACAAGCCCUGCCUGUGGUGGAAGCUCUGUUGGGUCGUGUUCACCCCUCUUAUUGUGGCUGGAGUUUUCCUGUUCAGUGCUGUCCAGAUGGUUCCUCUCACCAUGAACAACUAUGUGUUCCCCGCCUGGGGCCAGGGAGUGGGCUGGUGCAUGGCCCUGUCCUCCAUGCUCCUGAUACCUGGAUACAUGAUCUACAUGUUCCUCAACCUCAAGGGGGAUUACAAAGAGCGUCUGCGGAUAAUGAUCCAGCCCCCGGUGAUGGUGAAAGGAGAACGCCAGGAGAACGGCCCUGAGCAGACUGCAGCAGAAGCAGAGAACCUGGCCCCAGCCACUGAAGAGGCUUACAUUUAAACCACGUUACAUCUGAACCCCUGCCCGUCUCCGAGGCCAACUCUCUGCAGAAAACAACGUAAUCAAGGUGAAGCGCAACCAAGGGAUUCGUCCCAAAUGGCACUGUAUUCUCUAUGUAGUGCACUACGUUUGACCAGGGCCCGUAUGGGUAGUAUUCCAUAUGGGUAGUAUUCCAUAUGGGUAGUAUUUCAUAUGGGUAGUAUUCCAUAUGGGUAGUAUUCCAUAUGGGUAGUAUUUCAUAUGGGUAGUAUUCCAUAUGGGUAGUAUUCCAUAUGGGUAGUAUUUCAUAUGGGUAUUAUUCCAUAUGGGUAGUAUUCCAUAUGGGUAGUAUUUCAUAUGGGUAGUAUUCCAUAUGGGUAGUAUUCCAUGUGGGUAGUAUUUCAUAUGGGUAGUAUUCCAUAUGGGUAGUAUUCCAUGUGGGUAGUAUUUCAUAUGGGUAGUAUUCCAUAUGGGUAGUAUUCCAUGUGGGUAGUAUUCCAUAUGGGUAGUAUUGCAUGUGGGUAGUAUUUCAUAUGGGUAGUAUUCCAUAUGGGUAGUAUUCCAUAUGGGUAGUAUUUCAUAUGGGUAUUAUUCCAUAUGGGUAUUAUUCCAUAUGGGUAGUAUUCCAUAUGGGUAGUAUUUCAUAUGGGUAGUAUUCCAUAUGGGUAGUAUUCCAUAUGGGUAGUAUUUCAUAUGGGUAGUAUUUCAUAUGGGUAGUAUUCCAUAUGGGUAGUAUUUCAUAUGGGUAGUAUUCCAUAUGGGUAGUAUUUCAUAUGGGUAGUAUUCCAUAUGGGUACUAUUUCAUAUGGGUAGUAUUCCAUAUGGGUAGUAUUCCAUAUGGGCCCUGGUCAAAAGUAGUGCACUACAUAGGGAAUAGGGUGUCAUUUGAGAUGCAAAAAAAGGACUUUGAUGUCUGAUAUCUAAUCACCUACCUCCAGGGGAAACAUGUGACCAACCUGAUUACAAUGUACUUUUCUUUUCUUUUCGUUCGUUUGUAAAAAGAAAACAAGAUAGUUAGUAUUUCAGAAAGACAAACUACCCGGCUGUUAUUGUGAACGUUUCUAUUUCAUAUGCAAACAUUUUAGUAUUUCUAAAAUUGUUACCUAGAAAAUUACUGUAAUUUGAAUUAUAAUUUAAAUUUGGAGGCCCAAUGUGAUUCAACACUACCGUGCUAAUUUAAGAUAUUUACUUAAUUAAUCUAUUAAAAAUACAAUUAUUGUAAAAAGGUAAGAUAUAGAUUAUAAUCCAUGUGUUUGUAUUUGAAAGAAAUACAGAAAAAUUAAUGGAAUGUAUUACAGUAAGUAGUCAAAUAAAAGCAAUAAGGAAGUUGCAUAGUGGAAUUGAAUAUUGACCAAUUAUAAGCAAUGACCAUUAUGGGAAAGUGCAACCUGCAAGGCCAAAAUACCACAUCUAUGUAUAUAAUAUUAUCACUCCUUUCCGAGACCCUGCCGUUUUUACCACUAUUUUACCCUUACUUAUUAUCCGGGGCAACCUUUGAAAAGCACAAGGCCAGUAUGGACCUCAAAUCAUCCCGUUCAGCGUAACUAUUACAAAACGCAGAUUAACAUUACGUACGAGAGACUGUUAAAUUGUAUCUUUGUUUUCUAAAGAACAAUAACUUUGUAUGCGUCUGAAACGUUUUUUUUUUUUUAGAAUCAUUUGUAGGACGUUUUCUACGUAAGGGUGAGAUGGACAAAAAAAUCAUACGCAUGUGAAAAUGCCAAGAUUACCAACCUAUUGACAUGAGAGGCAUCCCGAACAUCCCACCACUGCAGAUAAGCAUUAUUAUCACAUAGGCAGCAUUUGAGCAGUGACUGCCUGCCAAUCCCUUCUAACAACCCAGUCCAGUCCAGACCUCAGGAUCAGUCGUGAAAAAGUGACCAAAUGAUCUGAUGAAACUACCGAGACGAGAGCCACUCGUCAGUUGUUAGUCAGCCAUUCUAGUCCAAGCCUAGUCUGACUCUGCAGGUUUCCAAUGUCAGGUUCUGAGAGAGAAACCUUAGAGAUGGACCACAGUUUAACCUGGUCUGAAACCAUAGGCCAAUAUUACUACUGAAAUUAUACCUUUUUUUGUUAGUAAAAAAAAAGGAAACAUGAAUUAUAAAGUUGUUUUUCAAUAUAUAUAUAUAUAUAUAUAUAUAUAUAUAGUCCGAUUAUAUAUUAAUUCCACAAAUGAUCAAGGUUGUAUUUCUAUAAGGAUAAAGCUAGUUUGCUUCUAUGGCAGCUGCAAGUGACCGGGAUCUGGUUUAAAUGAGUCAUUUUAUUCUCUGCAAAGAUUAUACAACUAAAAAUGUGCAAUGGAUUUUGUAUAAAGUUACCAUACAUGCAGUUUUCUGUCUUAAAUGAUGUUGUAAAACUCUACUGUGUAAUACAUGUAACUGUGAACGUCCGUAUGACCAGGUUUUAGUCUAAAUGUUGAAAAAUCUGAUAUUAUUUGCUGUUUUCUGCAAUAAUAUGAUUAUCUCAGAAACUAAAGCACAUAUCUUUCUGAAAUGUAAAAAUAAUAAAUGACAAUAACAAAUAAUAGUAUAAUAAUGACGUCAUAGAUACACUGUCUAGUCAAAGAAUCUUGUUUUGUAUAUUUCUAACUGUUUCAUGGGCCUAAUGUAAAAUAUUGUAUGUAAAAUAUAUAAUAAAUGUCUUUAGAUGGUGUUAUAUGAAAAAGCAUGAUUGUCAUAUAUGUUAUCUGCAGAAGUAAAUAAAGAACUAUAGA
Coregonus clupeaformis (lake whitefish) is the source of this 5104-nucleotide messenger RNA. It is a transcript of the gene slc6a1b, whose product is annotated as solute carrier family 6 member 1b. The record is from RefSeq and is a predicted model, not a curated record. Lineage: Eukaryota; Metazoa; Chordata; Actinopteri; Salmoniformes; Salmonidae. Gene Ontology annotation, cellular component: axon; plasma membrane; cell surface. The coding region runs from base 607 to 2412 and encodes 601 amino acids. Gene Ontology annotation, biological process: neurotransmitter transport; sodium ion transmembrane transport. The transcript is spliced from 15 exons. Gene Ontology annotation, molecular function: gamma-aminobutyric acid:sodium:chloride symporter activity.